Molecule: messenger RNA, 3534 nt
Organism: Elephantulus edwardii (Cape elephant shrew)
Lineage: Eukaryota; Metazoa; Chordata; Mammalia; Macroscelidea; Macroscelididae
Gene: EVC2
Product: Ellis van Creveld syndrome 2
Exons: 19
Coding region: 1-3534 (1177 amino acids)
Biological process (GO): smoothened signaling pathway
Cellular component (GO): ciliary membrane; plasma membrane protein complex
Source: RefSeq, a predicted model, not a curated record
AUGCCAAGUCCGCGCGCUGCACACUUUGGGCGGCCGGGCUCACUGAGCAUGCUCGGCGGGGCGGGCCCGGGGUCCGGAAGCGUCCUCUACUCCACAGCACUCGCCUCUCGAGAGUCCCACGUUCGGAUGGCGAUGGGCCUGGCGGGCGCCCGGUGGCUGCUGGCAGGAGGCUUCCUGCUCGCAGCCCUGGCGCUACUUGUGGACGCAGGUCCCCCCUGGAACCCCCCGGAUGCGCUGCCAGUCCCGGGGACCUCCACACUUCCCGGAGUCUUGGAUGGUCCGGGGGACCCUCUGCCGCCGAAAGGAGCGAGGUCUAGGCGGAGCGCGCAGGUGGGCCCGGGGUUGCGGGCAGAGCAAGCGGGCAAGGCCUUCUCGUGGUGCGACCCGCUUUUCUGUGAUGGACCAUCUCUUACGGUGCAGUGGCAUGACCACAUCUCCAGAGCGGUCCAUGGUACUCCUGAGGAUGGAGUCACUUUUCAGAAGUGUGCCGUGGUGUCCGGCGAGAGUGACCCCCACACAGCCCAGGUGUGGCUGACAGUGAACACCACCAGGUCGCCCUCGACCACCAACCUGUCUGACCUGGUGGUGCUGGACAACAUCACGGGCCUUGUCGUCAGGAACUCCGCUGGAAACAGGACGUUGGAGGGAGUCCAGACCUUCAGGAGGACAUUUCUACAAGCCGGAGACACCUUUGCGGUUAGCUACACAGCCUCGCUGGUGGCCGGAGGAGUCCAGGCCCAGGAGCCCCUGCUGUUGCCAGCCCAGCUCACGUUUCAGAGUUCGCCACAGAACAGGACACGGCUGAGAGCCCUCCUCACCGUCACAGCGGAAGAAGAGGUCACGGUCGUGCCGGACCACGGUCUCCACGCAGCAGGGUUUUUCGCUGCGUUCGUGGGCUCCCUCAUCCUGAGCUGGCUCCUGCUGUUCUUCAUGCUUCGAUCUCAGUGUUUCCAGGAAAACUUGCUGAGGAGCCGGCAGGUGCAGCGCCAUGAGAGUAAGCUGGAACACUCCCAGUUCGUCUUGGCUGAUAACACCGAAGAGUAUCUUGCUCUCAAUGACCAGAUCGUGGACAUCCUGUCUUCUGAUGAACCCGAGAACAUGCUGCAAACCUUGGAAGACCUGGAGACCGCCACCCUGAACCAGGCUGACUUGGAUCUGGAGGCGUGUCGGACCCAGAUCACCAAGAACAUCAUGGCCCUUCUCCUGAAAAACCUGGCCAGCAGUGGCCACCUGGCCCCCCAGGUGGAGAGGAGGAUGGCCGCCGCCUUUAAAAAGCAGUUUCUGUUGCUGGAAAAUGAAAUACAGGAUGAGCAUGACCGCAAGAUGGUGGCAUUGACGGCCGAAUGUGACCUGGAAACGCGGAGGAAGACAGAGAGCCAGUACCAGCGGGAGAUGGUGGUCACGGAGGAGGUGGAGGAGCUGCUGAAGCGAGCGAGCGAGAAGCUGGCGGCCGAGUGCAGUAACCUCCUGCGGAUGGUGCAGAGCCUGGAGCAGGAGCACCUGCGGAGAGGGCUGGUGCUGCAGCAGGAGGAAGACUUGGCCAAGGCGCGCAGGCAGCUGGCCGUCCUCCAGCGGAGCGAGCUGCACAGGAUCUUCUACACCCAGAUCAAAAGCGCGCUGCUCAGAGGCGAGCUGAAGCCCGACGUGGCUCAGACGCUGCUGCAGUGCUAUUCUGAGAUGCAGGACCGUGUGGAAGAGAUGAUGGACUUUUGCCAGGCCGUGAAGCGGUUUCACCUGAGGAAGAGUUUCGGCCACAGGGUGUAUCUGGUCCAGAGGAUGCAGUCGGCGGAGGUGCGCGUCCAGGGCCUCCUGAGCAUGGCCGCGUCCCAGCUGACCCGCCUCAUCCAGAAGCACGAGAGAGCCGGGUACCUGGAUGAAGACCAGAUGGAGGUGUUACUGGCGCGCGCGCAGACGGAGGUCUUUUCAGUGAAGCAGAAGCUAGACAACCACUUAAAGCAGGAGAAGAAAAGGCUCCGUCAGAAACUGAUAACUAAGAGAAGACGAGAAAUACAGCAAAAGCACAAGGAGCAGCGGCGGGAGCAGCUGGCCGUCGGGGAGGCCUUCCGAGCCUCAGAGGACGUGGGUCAGUACCUAGGCCAGUGGCGGAGCGUGAUGGCUGAGCACAGUGCGGCCCUGGAGGAGCUGCAGGAGCGGCUGGACCAGGCCGCCCUGGACGACCUCCGGGCGCUGACCCUCGCGCUGACCGAGAAAGCCACGGAGGAGCUGCGGCGCCUGCAGAGCUCGGGGAUGACACAGGAGCUGCUCAAGUGCAGUGCGCCCUGGCUCUUCGUGCAGCAGAUCCUGGAGGAACACGGCAGGGAGAUGACCGCCCGGGCUGAGCAGCUGGAGGCCGAGGAGUGGGCCCGGGGUGUGGGCCAGUGUGUGCGGCCAAGGCUGCAGGAGGACGUGCUGAGGGCCUCAGCCGAGGAGCAGAGGGAGCUGAGAUGCUGGGAGCACGCUGUCUUCACGCAGCUCUGUGUGGCACCCAGCUCCCUGUCCGAGGAAGAGCUGCUCAGAAUGAACCAGGAGGCACAGGGCUGCUUUACCCAGAUAGACCGAAGUGUGGCCCUGCCCAAAAUCCGGGCCCGGGUCCUGCUGCAUCAUUGCCAGGCUGCCUGGCGGGAAGCAGAGUUCCAGAAACUGGACCAGGCCCUCGCCGCCCCUGAGCUGCAGCAGCCGUCUAGAGGGAAGAAGCAGCGAGCCAAGGGGAGGAGCAGGGCAGACCUUUUGAGAAAGUGCCUGGAAGACAAGAUUCGCCUGCUGGAGGGACAAGGCCCUGAAGACCUGAUGGAGGAGGUCCGGGAGGAGCUGCUCCAGGAGAGAGUCCAGCAACUGGAGGCCCUGGAGCAGAGCUUCGCUGAGUCUCUCGCAUCCCUGCAGUUCCAGAAGGUGGUCAGGAGGGCGAGGACGCUGUCUGCCUACACUGCCCUUCUCAGCAUCCAGGACCUGCUGCUGGAGGAGCUGAGUGAGACCGAGACAUUGACUGCGGUGGCCUGUGCCCAGAUCCUGGGCUCCCACACCCCGGAGCUUCAGGAGUUGGAGAGGAAGCUGGAGGAGCACAUGGGCCUUCAGGAGGCAGCCGGGCAGCAGCAGGCCCUGGCAAGCCGGCAGCAGUGGGCAGCUGAGGGACCCGGACCCCUGACUGAGCCUGUGGAGGUGGCUUCUGAGGGGCAAGUGUCCACUGUCCUGAGGAACGCUCUGGGCAAGGGCCCGAGGAUCCUGGAGCAGCACCAACAGAGGCUGAGAGAAGAGCGAAAGAACAGCGUCCUGCUCGAGGAUUUGCUGGAAACUAUGGAGAAUGAUACCUUCAUGACCCUGUAUGGCCAGGAGCUGAGGCUGGCUUCUUACCUCACCCAGCUGGCGGUGGUCCCAGGGCCCACGCUGCACCGGCUCCUGAGUGUGGUCCAGCCCACGGUCCCCCAGCCCGAGCUGCUCUCUGCACUGGACGUGGUCAGCGAGAAGUAUGCGGACCUGUCGGCCGCAGAGGGGAGCGACAGCGGCGGGGAGCAGGCCGAUGCGGGCAGGCAGAGGUGA